CGUCUAUCACCGGCGCGGGCGGGUGACGUGACCCGGCCCGUUGUCUGUGUGUGGGGCUACGGGCCCCGGGGGCUUCGGGGGCUCCCAGCGAGGGCGGCGGUGGGUCGGGAGGGCCUGGACAUGGCGUUGAGGGGCCGCCCCGCGGGAAGAUGAAUAAGGGCUGGCUGGAGCUGGAGAGUGACCCUGGCCUCUUCACCCUCCUGGUAGAAGAUUUUGGUGUCAAAGGAGUGCAAGUGGAGGAGAUCUAUGAUCUUCAGAGCAAGUGCCAAGGGAAAGAAGGGGCUGAUAGAGGUGUUCAUUUCUUUCCUUGGCUGCAUUGGAGCCCAGGCCUUGAGGUUUACAACCCCGUGUAUGGAUUCAUUUUCCUGUUCAAAUGGAUCGAAGAGCGCCGGUCCCGUCGCAAGGUUUCUACCUUGGUGGAUGAUACGUCUGUGAUUGAUGACGAUAUUGUGAAUAACAUGUUCUUUGCCCACCAGCUGAUCCCCAACUCUUGUGCCACUCAUGCCCUGCUGAGCGUGCUCCUGAACUGCAGUAGUGUGGACCUGGGGCCCACCCUGAGUCGCAUGAAAGACUUCACCAAAGGCUUCAGCCCUGAGAGCAAAGGAUAUGCGAUUGGCAAUGCCCCGGAGUUGGCCAAGGCACAUAAUAGCCAUGCCAGACCUGAGCCACGCCACCUCCCUGAGAAGCAGAACGGCCUUAGUGCAGUGCGGACCAUGGAGGCAUUCCACUUUGUCAGCUAUGUACCUAUCACAGGCCGACUUUUUGAGCUGGAUGGACUCAAGGUCUACCCCAUUGACCAUGGGCCCUGGGGAGAGGAUGAGGAGUGGACAGACAAGGCCCGGCGGGUCAUCAUGGAGCGUAUUGGCCUCGCCACUGCAGGGGAGCCCUACCAUGACAUCCGCUUCAACCUGAUGGCGGUGGUGCCCGACCGCAGGAUCAAGUAUGAGGCCAGGCUGCAUGUGCUGAAGGUGAACCGUCAGACAGUACUGGAGGCCCUGCAGCAGCUGAUCAGGGUAACGCAACCAGAGCUGAUUCAGACCCACAAAUCUCAAGAGUCGCAGCUGCCUGAGGAGUCCAAACCAGCCAGUGGCAAGUCCCCCCUGGUUCUGGAGGCAGGCAGGGUCCCAGGAGCCUCUGAGAGCACCCACACAGAUGGUGUGGAGGAGGUGGCUAGUUCAUGCCCACAAGCCCUGACGCACAGCCCUCCUAGCAAACCCAAGCUGGUGGUGAAGCCUCCAGGAAGCAGCCUCAAUGGGGUUCCCCCAAACCCCACUCCCAUUGUCCAGCGACUGCCGGCUUUUCUGGAUAAUCACAACUAUGCCAAGUCCCCCAUGCAGGAGGAAGAAGACCUGGCAGCAGGUGUGGGCCGCAGCCGAGUUCCAGUCCGCCCACCCCAGCAGUACUCAGACGAUGAGGACGACUAUGAGGAUGAUGAGGAGGAUGACGUGCAGAACACUAACUCUGCCAUCAGGUAUAAGCGAAAGGGGCCAGGGAAGACAGGGCCAUUGAGUGGCUCUGGGGAUGGACAGCUGUCGGUACUGCAGCCCAAUACUAUCAACGUCUUGGCUGAGAAACUCAAAGAGUCCCAGAAAGACCUCUCGAUUCCCCUGUCCAUCAAGACCAGCAGCGGGGCUGGGAGUCCAGCUGUUGCAGUGCCCACACACUCGCAGCCCUCGCCCACCCCCAGCAAUGAGAGCACAGACACAGCCUCCGAGAUUGGCAGCGCUUUCAACUCACCACUGCGCUCACCUAUCCGCUCAGCCAACCCAACGCGGCCCUCCAGCCCUGUCACCUCCCACAUCUCCAAGGUGCUCUUUGGAGAGGAUGACAGCCUGCUACGUGUUGACUGUAUACGCUACAAUCGUGCUGUACGUGACCUGGGUCCUAUCAUCAGCACAGGCCUGCUACACCUGGCUGAGGAUGGUGUGUUGAGUCCCCUGGCACUGAUAGAGAGUGGGAAGGGUUCUUCACCCUCCAUCAGACCGAGCCAAGGCAGCCAUGUGUCUGGCAGCCCAGAGGAGAAGGAGGUGGUGGAAGCUAUAGAUGGCAGAGAGAAGGCUGGGCUGGUCAGGCCUGGUGAGCCCUUGAGUGGGGAGAAGUACUCACCCAAGGAGCUCCUGGCACUGCUGAAGUGUGUGGAGGCUGAGAUUGCAAACUAUGAGGCCUGCCUCAAGGAAGAGGUAGAGAAGAGGAAGAAGUUCAAGAUUGACGACCAGAGAAGAACCCACAACUAUGAUGAGUUCAUCUGCACCUUCAUCUCCAUGCUGGCUCAGGAAGGCAUGCUGGCUAACCUGGUGGAACAGAACAUUUCAGUGAGGCGGCGGCAAGGGGUCAGUAUUGGCCGGCUCCACAAGCAGCGGAAGCCUGACCGGCGGAAACGCUCGCGCCCCUACAAGGCCAAGCGCCAAUGAGGACUGCUGGCCCUGACUCUAUAGCCCGCUCUUGCCGUGUGGCCCUCACCAGGGCCCCUUCCCUGCCCUACUACCCCCUUCCCAGUAUUACUGAAUAGUUCCAGCCAGAGAGCCCAGACCCUGGGAAUGGGAGCCAGGCCGAGAUUUCCUGCGUUGUGCCUCUGGGCCUGGUAGGGCAGGUCAGCCCCAUAGUGCUCAGGAAGCAGCAGCUGGAGCUGGGGCACAGUGAGAUGCUGUAGCUUCCUCCACAGCUGGCUGUGGAGCUGCAGGACUUGGCCUUUCUGCCUGGGCAGCAGAAUAUAUAUUUUGCCUACAGAGAUGUCUAUUUUUCUGGGCUCUGGCCCAUCUUGCCACCACUGUGUUGACAUAGCCAGUUUCCUGACUUUGUCUUCUAAUAGCUGUCAUCUUGGUGGGGCCUGGGUGGGCAUUGGCCUGCUAUGCUGGCCCCAGCUGCUGGUUGUUUCUAGUUUUGAGGAAGUCAGGUCUGCUUUUCGUUCCUCCUGGGAGACCUCCAAACUCAGGGACCCAGCUGCUGGGCUGAGUUGGGAGUAGAGUGUCCCAGUGGGGGUGGAGUGAGCAGCCUCUGGGGUCCCAUGGCCUGAGAAAGAGGAGUGUUUAAGCUGUUUGGUGGCUUCUAACUCCCUCAUUCCAGUUGGGCUUGUCAAGUCUGCUCUCUGUGGCAAGGCUCUGGGCCUUCAGUGUUGUGGCCCUGAUAAUGGGUCUGCCUUGAGCUUCUGGACUCUGUCCCUGGAGCCUGGCUCAGAGGAGCCUCUGCCCAGCCCCUCAGUAUUACUAUAUCUCCCUCUUAGGGGUAGCAGAGACAGGGAUGCUUGCAGGAAACUGGCACCACUCAGCUUUUCCUGCCAUGCCAGCUUCCAUAGCCUCUGCAAGGCAUUUAGGGUCAGGAAUAGGACCAAGACAACCAGUUGGAGCCCCCAUGUUCCCAGAGGGCCUGAUGCCAAAGGGUAACGGGCCAAGCACUGCCUCUGGAGCUUGGGCCCUAAACAGUCCUUUGGCCUCUGCCAGAUGGCUUUGAAGGUAAUCCAAGCAGGCCCCUUAUCUGUACAUAGUGGUGGGGGGGAGGGAAGGCAGAGAAGCGGGGUGGGAGACAGCUGACAGGCAUGGCAGUUGCCUCUCUGUGCUGAACACAGCCUGACCCCUUGAGCCUCUGUAAAUAUUGGAUCAAUGAAUGAAUAAAACUAAAAAAUGAA
This is a messenger RNA of Pteropus alecto (black flying fox), 3622 nucleotides long. It is a transcript of the gene BAP1, whose product is annotated as BRCA1 associated protein 1. Gene Ontology annotation, molecular function: cysteine-type deubiquitinase activity. Bases 150 to 2411 code for a protein of 753 amino acids. The record is from RefSeq and is a predicted model, not a curated record. The transcript is spliced from 18 exons. Lineage: Eukaryota; Metazoa; Chordata; Mammalia; Chiroptera; Pteropodidae. Gene Ontology annotation, biological process: ubiquitin-dependent protein catabolic process; protein deubiquitination. Gene Ontology annotation, cellular component: cytoplasm.